Molecule: messenger RNA, 1928 nt
Organism: Daphnia pulicaria
Lineage: Eukaryota; Metazoa; Arthropoda; Branchiopoda; Diplostraca; Daphniidae
Product: b(0,+)-type amino acid transporter 1-like
Exons: 15
Coding region: 295-1884 (529 amino acids)
Biological process (GO): amino acid transmembrane transport
Cellular component (GO): membrane
Molecular function (GO): L-amino acid transmembrane transporter activity
Source: RefSeq, a predicted model, not a curated record
UAAGAGUGGACCGAACCACUCGUGUUUCCAUUCUCUCCCCCCUCUUUUUACUUCCGAUCUUUUCUUAUUUCGGCCUCCCCUGACUACUAGUUCUUCUUUUGUAUCAUUCGCUUUUGGUCGACAACGAGCCCCAGUGGCCCUAUUUUGACAGUCAAUUAAAUAUAGUGCAUCACGUGUGCAAAUAGUAGGAGGGAAACUACGUUUCCAUACGUUCGCACACGGAUUUUCAAAGGCCCAAUUUAAAAACAUUUCCCUUCUAGAUUUGCGGCUGGAUAAUUUCGGUAUUACUCCAACAUGACUAUUCCCGAAAGUGAUUCAAUUCGACAACGCUCAUCUCAAGACGAUACGAAUAAAAAUCGCACAGAAUCUUUAUCAAAAGACGAUCAUGGACAUAGUAGUUCGACCAACAGUAUUAAUGACAGUAGCUUAACCGAAGCCGUGUCAAACAUUAAAGAUGAUCUGCAAAUGAAUCGGCGGGUGGGGCUCUUCAGCGGCGUUGCUCUCGUCGUGGGAACAAUGAUCGGCUCCGGUAUCUUCGUGUCGCCAGGAAAUCUUCUUGGGAAUGCAGGGUCUCCAGGUCUUUGCCUCGUCCUCUGGGGUGUCUGUGGUGUAUAUUCUUUACUAGGUGCCAUAUCUUAUUGCGAGAUUGGAACGCUGAUACCAAAAUCAGGCGGCGAGUAUAUUUACUUUCUGGAAGCUUUCGGACACACGCACAAGUUCUUCGGCCCGAUUUUGGCUUUCAUAUUUGCAUGGACUGUGGUUUUUCUAUUGAAACCUUCUUCACUCGCCAUUCUGUCGCUUUCGUUCGCCAAAUAUUUGACUUCUCCAAUUCUGACGGCAGUCGAUUUCUGCACUGAUGAUACCUACCUCUAUUACGUGAUAAAUCGACUAGUGGCCUCAUUAUGCAUAGGUCUGAUUACAUUUGUAAACUGUUACUCGGUAACAGCUGCAACGAGAGUGCAAAACAUUUUCACGGUGGCGAAACUGACGGCCAUCGCCAUUGUCAUUGGCGGAGGGUUGUAUUAUCUCGGUUUAGGAUACACUGAGAACCUUGAAAUCGGAUUCGAAGGGUCAGCCUCGUCUUUUGGACAAAUAGUGACGGCCUUCUACGGCGGCCUUUGGGCUUACGAUGGAUGGAAUAAUUUAAAUUUCAUCACCGAAGAACUGCAGAAUCCAUACAGGAAUCUGCCGCUGGCCAUUAUUAUUGCUCUUCCCUUGACCACCGUUUGCUAUGUACUCAUCAAUGUGUCAUACUUGACCGUUUUGACACCACAAGAAAUCAUUUCUUCUAAUGCGGUAGCUGUGGAUUGGGGUAAUGCAGUCCUGGGUCCUGCCAGUUUCUUGAUUCCACUUGGAGUGGUAAUGUCAGUGUUUGGUACUGCCAACGGCUCCAUGUUUACCGCAGGAAGGAUAUCACACGUAGCUGGAAGGGAAGGCCACGCUCCCGACUUUUUAUCCUACAUCCACAUUGAGAAGAAAACACCUGUAGCUCCGAUUUUAUUGAACAGUCUACUAGGAAUACUCAUGAUUAUCCCGGGGGACAUUGGAACACUGAUUGAUUUCUUCGGCUUUACGGCUUCAAUCUUCUACUGUGCCGCAAUGGUGGCGUUGAUAGUAAUGCGAUUCACGAAAAAGAACGAGCACAGACCCAUUAAGGUACCCAUCAUCAUUCCGAUUAUUGUUAUGUUGGUUUCAGCUAUUCUAGUCGUCGUGCCCAUCGCUGCAGCCCCGCAAGUGCAAUACUUUUAUGCGCUGUGUUUCAUCUUCGCCGGCCUUAUUUUCUACGUACCUUUUGUUUAUUACAAGAAAACGGUACCGGGAAUGAAAUCGUUUACUAUUUUCUGCCAGAAGGCCCUUCAGAUCGCCCCUACAACAGGCCACUAAAUCAAACGAAAUCGAACGACAAAAAUCGGGAAAGCUUUUCUAUG